AUUUAUAGCUGCGAGCCGGCAGGCGAGGCUGUCAGGGAUGGCUUUGCGUGGGAGAGUCGCGCUGGUGACCGGCGGAGCCCAAGGGAUCGGAAGAGCAGUAGCAGAAUGUCUUCUCAGGGAUGAAUCAAGGGUCGCCUUCCUAGACCUUAAUCGCCAAGUGGGGGACCAGUGCAAGAAAGAACUGGACAAUGAUUUUGACGAAGGGAACAGCAUUUUCAUUCCGUGUGAUGUAACUGAUACGCUGAAUCUGCAAGAUGCUUUCAAGCAGACGGUCGAACAUUUUGGAAGGCUUGACAUUGUAGUUAACAACGCGGGGAUAAAUAACGAGAAGAACUGGAGGAAGACCAUUGAAGUUAACCUGACAUCAGUAAUACAGGGUACAUACCUGGCCCUAGAGCAUAUGAGCAAAGAGUACGGGAAAGGCGGCGGUGUGAUCAUAAAUGUCUCGUCCAUGGCAGCCUUCCUGCACUCCCCACACCAGCCUGUGUACACCGCCACCAAGAGCGGGGUCAUCGCCUUCUCCCGAGCUCUGGCGGAAGCGGCCGAGCGGGGAAGCUAUGGCGUCAGGAUCAACGCGCUUUGCCCGGGAUUCGUGGACACACCCCUCCUGCAGUCCGUCAAUCAGGAGGACAACAUGGGCAAGUUCGUCGAGUACAAGGAUGAGUUCAAGCAGCGGAUGGACAAGUACGGCGUGCUGAAGCCCUCUCUGGUCGCCGAGGGAGCGGUGAGAAUGAUAAAGGACGGCGCCUUGAACGGAGCGGUGAUGAAGAUCACAUGUUCGAAGGGAAUUCACUUUCACACCUACGAGCCGCCGUCCUGCUAAUCGGCCGCACGUCCACGCCGGGGCCCAGCUGCCGAUUUCCGGAAACGUAAAGGCUCUGUCGCUUGGAAGGCAGCGGAAAUCGGAUCCAGAUCCACUGUCUGUUGUUACCGCUUUUUGCAUAGCUAUAAGUAUGUAUUAGAGAUGGCACUGGAGAUGAGCUUCGUAGGCAUGUGUUAUAGCAUCUGAGGGAUGCUACCCUGGACACACCUCAACCCGACUGAACAUGAUACAUCAGCUUUUUCCCUGCAGACUUUUUAAGUGAGAUAUCACAGCUUUCCAGCUCCGAUAAUGAGAUCGUCUUCUUCAUGACUGAAAUAAACUGGAUUGCAGGUACCCAGAACCACUUGACAGACUCCCCCCCCCUCCAGUUAGAUGUCAGUGGUGAUCUUCCGCCCCACAGCCCCCAUUUGUGUGUAGUUUCUCAUUUAUGCAUACAGCUGCAGGAACUGAAGGAAAUUAAAGUGGUUUAACCAUGUUA
This is a messenger RNA of Brienomyrus brachyistius, 1301 nucleotides long. RefSeq names its product 15-hydroxyprostaglandin dehydrogenase (gene hpgd). Gene Ontology annotation, molecular function: oxidoreductase activity, acting on the CH-OH group of donors, NAD or NADP as acceptor. The transcript has 7 exons. Gene Ontology annotation, cellular component: cytoplasm. The coding region runs from base 38 to 823 and encodes 261 amino acids. NCBI's taxonomy places the organism in Eukaryota, Metazoa, Chordata, Actinopteri, Osteoglossiformes, Mormyridae. The record is from RefSeq and is a predicted model, not a curated record.